Erythranthe guttata (spotted monkey flower) is the source of this 636-nucleotide messenger RNA. RefSeq lists its product as uncharacterized. Gene Ontology annotation, molecular function: ubiquitin protein ligase activity. Gene Ontology annotation, biological process: protein ubiquitination. The record is from RefSeq and is a predicted model, not a curated record. NCBI's taxonomy places the organism in Eukaryota, Viridiplantae, Streptophyta, Magnoliopsida, Lamiales, Phrymaceae.
AUAUCUUCUGUUACAACAAUGGCUUUGAUGAUGAGUAGCGAUCAUCAACUUGUGUCGUUGUGUGAAGCAUUUCUUAUAUUUGCAGUGACAAGAUUUAUCUUGUCCUAUGUAAUGAAUCUCUUAAUUUCCUCCGAUUCUUCUUCUUCUUCUUCUUGCUGCUCGUCUUCAUCUUCCACGUCAUCGUCAUCGUCAUCAUCGGACAAUUUAACUAGAAUAACGGAGAAUCUCUCCUUAACUACGGCUGGAAGCAUCCAGCACAGGCUCCCGGAAAACCGGGACGAUGUUUAUUCGUCAUCAUGCGCGGUUUGCCUAAACAGUCUGAAAGAGAAGAGUCAGGUUUGGGAGCUCAGAAACUGCAGCCAUGUCUUCCACAAGCACUGCCUCGAGAAGUGGAUCGCCUACGAAUCCACAUGCCCUCUCUGCCGGGCUUCUUUGCAUGCCGAGAGCACCUUUCUGCCGCCAGCACCGCCGCCUAGCUGGCCGGUGGAGCAAAUGCUUUAUUUCUUCGGAGAUGAUCUGCUUCCUUGAUCAUGUGGCCAUUGAUUAUUAUUAGAUUUACGGCUGUGUAUAUAUCUAAAUUUGUGACUAAGAGCAUAAAUAAAAUCAGCAUUAAUUCUUUUUCAUAGAAGAGAAUAA